Messenger RNA from Cuscuta epithymum, 362 nucleotides. NCBI's taxonomy places the organism in Eukaryota, Viridiplantae, Streptophyta, Magnoliopsida, Solanales, Convolvulaceae. The record is from the annotation of a GenBank genome assembly.
CUAGUACCAUCUUGAAGCAAGAAUUAAAUUUCUUCAUCUGCCACGCCGCUGAAUUGAGGUACAGCCGUACAGGAGAGGGGACGUCUGGAUUUCACCACGGGGUUCACAAAAUUGAAAUGGAACAAAACACUCCUGCGGUGGAUCAGAAUGAGUUAAUAUGUGAUUCAGGGGAUGUUGGGUGGAAGACUGGAGUUCUUGUUGAUAAGAAGAAUCUGAAUAUUGUAAGGUGUACGCUAUGUGAAAAAAUUACAAAGGCCGGUAUAAAUAGGCACAAAUUUCACAUAGCAGGGAUCAAGGGGAGAGGUGUUAAACCAUGUCCUAAUGCAAGUGUUGAGCAAAAAAAGGUGUGCCAUGAAGCACUU